Molecule: messenger RNA, 1926 nt
Organism: Trypanosoma conorhini
Lineage: Eukaryota; Euglenozoa; Kinetoplastea; Trypanosomatida; Trypanosomatidae
Product: transferase
Exons: 1
Coding region: 1-1926 (641 amino acids)
Biological process (GO): protein phosphorylation
Molecular function (GO): protein kinase activity; ATP binding
Source: RefSeq, a predicted model, not a curated record
AUGCAAGCCGACACAUGCGGGCGCUCUGAGUCGUUGCUCGAGGAGAGCAUGCCAGCAAAGCGGCCCAGGCAAGAGGACGUGGGCCUCCGCGGUGACGUUUCGGGGCGGGUAGCGACGGCCGUACCGGAGUUUCCUGGCGCCGACCUCGGCGAAGAAGGUGUUCGGCGCGCUUUUAACAUAAAUGAUUGCAGUAGCGACAGAUCUUCUUCGCUUUCAUCAACUAUGGAAACCGCGACGACUUCGUCUUCAUCUUUUUCGUCGCGCUCCCUUUCGCCAGUUUCUCUCCACACACUCCCAAUUCCACUCCAGAUUCUGAAUCCCAUAGAGAGCGGCAAUAAUAGUCGUGUGUUUUUGGCGCGCAGGGUUUCUGGAAGUGAAUUUACAGUUGCUGAAGAACGUGAGGCAGCUCCUCGGAAAAAGCAACACGCCUUACUUUACCCAGCUCUGCAAUGCAGCGAAGGCGAUUGGGAUGGGACCGAUGCUGGAAAGGCCACAACAACAGAAGGCGCAUGCAUGGCAGUGAAGUUUGUCUCGUCAUCGUCUCGUCAUGUGCAACGUGAGAUAUUUUGCUUAAGGCAUUUGGAAAGCUUUCGUGGGGAAGCGAAGGCAGGGGCGCACGGUGAAGUUACUGAGGCCGCUAAUGACGGUCCGUCCACUGCAUCUUUGCUUACGCCUACGCAUCCAUUACCACCCCCUUCCCCCAAGCUUUUUUUUACUCAGGAGUUAGGGAAAUAUGUCGCAAUUGGCCUAGAGCUCCUGGGCCCCGACCUGUUUGCCUUCACAGAGCGGUUCAUCUUGCAUGAGGAGGAGCUCUGCCUCGUGGGGAUUGAGCUCUUGCGGGCGCUUAGCGCGAUUCACCAGCGGGGCGUGACCCACCGCAGCGUCAAACCAGAGAACUUCUGCUGGAACUUCAAGGAAAUUCUAAAUGGUAAUGUGAAUAAGUCUUUAACUUGGCAUGGCGCUAACGGUACACCAAGCACCGUUGCAUGCACUUCCUUUUUCAUGUUUAAAAUCAUUGACUAUGGCCGUGGUAGUGUCGGCGUUGGUGCCUCUCCCUCCACGACUUCCUUGUACGAACGACCCUACAGGGGGUGGUGGCAUAGUCGACGUGGCUUUUUGGGGAAGCCAAUGGGGCAGAAGGAUGACCUGAUGGGGGUCGUGCACACCAUUGGGUACCUUCUGGAUGACUACGGGAGCAAUGAGGGGAACUCGAGUGCGUCGUCGCGAUCGUCCUCCGCGACGCGCACAGACAACUCGCAGUGUGAUCUCACCGCCACGACCAUACCAGGCACUACUGUGACGACUCCAUCGUUUCUUGCUGGCGAGGUGUCUGCGGAAGCUUCUGUCGCGGCUCAUCGUCGCAGCGACAAAUACGGAGGUAACCGACAACAACCUGUGAGAAGGGAUACUCGUGAUACUGCUUCAAGGGACAGGCUUUCAAGCGAUGAAGGUGCUUCGAGGCCGCAUGGACGCUCGUAUUCAUCAUGGCGACGCCAUUUUGCCGACAGGAUUGCCAUUGCGUACGAGGCUGCGUCAAGGAAGUAUCACCGGCUUUAUGGCCGGAAUCAAAAGGAGGGAGGGACAUGCAGGCGCAAGAAAAAGGUGUCCCGGGUGGAGCACGACUCACUUGAUGGUGACGUUGGCCGGCGCAACGCCAGGCGGGCCUGGAUUGUCCGUCAUGUGGAGACCGAAUUUCUGCCGGCGAUGUUGCCGGAUCGCUACUACCCUUCCACCAUGCCGCAAUGGUGGGUGAAGUGGUUUGCCGCGUGCAACGCGUGGUGCGGCGAUGACACUGUGACGGCGGCGGAAAUGACGGCACGUAUGAUGCAGGAGCUGCAACGGCAGGUUGAGAAGAUGGGAGAGACCGUUCAGAGUGUGCGGCAGACCCUCCAGGAUCUCUAUCUGCGGUACCACGAGGGGGAGUAA